AUGCACAAGAUAUCGAACUUCACCGGCUACGCCCGGCAUGGCAUGGAGAAAAUGACGCCUUCAAUGGGCUUCGGCAUGUCGAGAUCCCACAACGAGAUGCCGGCGCAGACACCCGUCAAACGCCCAGUGGGCGCGAACGCUUCUUCACCCGCGCCUCCACCCGGGACGCCAGUCAACCUCUCGUUUAAUGUGCCUUUCUCGUCCAACCUCGCCGGCCCUGAGAUGGAGGACAUAAUAUACGCGAGUCCGGGCGGGUUUGCCCGCUGGACCCAUCCGGAGGGGACGGAAGAGGGUACUCCAAACCACAAGCUCCCAGUACACGUUCAAAACAUCGAGAAUCUCAAGGCACUGUGCCGACAGAUUAGUGAGAACAGCGAUGGAAGAAUGCACGCCAACGUCAUCUCGUCCGAGCCCCAGCCAAUUCCCGGUUUGCAGCGCGGUCCGCUGAAUGCGCUGGUCACCAACGUCUGCCUGUCUGGCGAGGUGGACCUCGUGAAGCAAAUUCGAGCGCGCAUCCUAAACGAGACCCCCAUUUCAUUGCGGUGUGCCACAGUUGAUAUCGAUUACGGUCUGGUCAUCGAUGCAGCUCAGAAUGGCGUCAAGUCCGUCGUGCUGAACCACCUAGAUGAAGUGGCAAAGUUGACCAAGGCGGAUAUCUUCCUACUGCAGCCCAAGCAGGUUGACAUCGAAACGGCCAGCUUCAAUGGGACCUUCGAUACCAACCUAGACCAGCGGUUACGGUGCCUCAUAUAUGGCGACAUGGAGAGUGCAGAACACGCGAAGACUCGGAUAUUGAUAAUGAUUGAUCAGAUUCUCAACCGCCACGUUGAUAUUAUGAAGCUCGAGCUUACAUUACAUUUCAUGAUCUGCGGUCGAGCGCGCAAGAACAUCAAGCUUAUCGAGUCCGCCACCAACACUGCGAUCUACUUCCCGCCGCCGUUCCCCCGACUUUAUGGCUACACGCCGCCUGGAGCUACUCGUAGAGGGGACGAUCAAAUCAUCAUCACUGGAGAGCGACAAGAAGACAUCCUGAAGGCGAAGCACAGGCUGCAUGACCUUGUCGUGUCCGGCAAAUCGUACAUGAAGAACGUCGUGGUAACAAACACCAAGAUCGAUAGCAUUCUCCUUGAGCGUCUAGAUAAGGUGCGGAAGAUCAUAGAGAAUAACGGAUCGUACAUUCUCCUCCCUCCUCUUGGCAUGCAGCAGGGCCUAGUCCGAGUUCAGGGUACAGACGUCCUCAGCGUUGAAAGGACCAUUCGGGAACUCAUGGCUCUGGCCGGCCAGUUCUACAGUGCUUCCUGGUUCAUCACGCAUCCGGAUCCAAGCCAGCGUCCUCCCACAGCUAGCGAUGUCAGGGCCAUGCUGGCAGACAUCUGCAUCAACUCGGGCGCCGAGAUCAGCUUUGAAAAGCUCAACUUCCACAUCUAUGGAUCCGAUGACUCUGUCAAGGCUGCCAUGAUGGUGAUCAACAACAUCCCGUUUGUCAAGAAGUCGCAGUACACGAUGAGAAUCAAGGUUGAACUCGCCAACGAGCACAAGGAGUUCGUCAGCGGCAAGAAGAAUGGCAAAAUUAACAAAAUCAUGAGCCACAGCAACGUUCAGAUCGUGUUUGACGGUUUCAACGAGUACAACUUCUACAUUGACGUACGAGGUGCUCAGUACGAGGCGACAAAGAUGGGCCUGGAUCUUGUCGAACAAGAGAUGCCUGCAUCCAUCUCGUUCCACGUUCCAGACCAGUAUCACAAGCGCAUCAUUGGCAUCGGUGGCCAGCACAUCCAGCGGAUCAUGAAGAAGUACUCCGUCUUCGUCAAAUUCUCCAAUGCUAUGGACCGAGGGAAUCUCAACAAGGAAGAAGAGGACAUCAAGGUCGACAAUGUCAUCUGCCGCACACCUGCUCGCAAUGCGGGAAACCUGGACCUGGUCAAGCAGGAGAUCAUGGACAUGGUCGAGAAGGCGGACAAAGAGUUCGUGUCUGAGCAUGUCGUCAUCAAUCGCCUCUAUCACCGUGAGCUCAUUGCGCGCAUGUCGGAGAUCGAGGAGCUGGAAAAGAAGUGGAACUGCAAAGUACAUUUCCCGAGCACUGAACAAGCAAGCGACAUUGUCACCGUUUCUGGCCCUGAGUGGCAGGUACCGCAGGCGGUUGAUGAGUUCUUGGGCAUGGUUCCAGAGACUCACGAGCUUACUUUCCAAGCUUCUCCCGAGCUUCGAGCCUACAUUAGGUCUGCAGAGUUUCAACAAGAUGUUGUUGAGAAGAUGAAGUCACAGUACGUAGUCGACAUCCAUCUUAGCCCAGCCCAGCAACAACCGGCAGAGAACGGCGAAGAGGAGCCGGAAAGUCUUGUGUUGAGCUACACUCGAAACAAUGCCGGUGGAUUGAAGGACGCGAUCGACUACUUUGUUUCUCGGCUCGUUACCCACGGACUCGAUGCAUCAACUGUGAAGGGUGCUAUCCCGCGUCCAAAGUCGGACUCGUUCGAGGACACACUGCCGUUCUUCGAGUCGAAGUUACUCCAACGAGCAGAACCACCGGUUGAAGCCGCCGACUCGCCGACUCGCUCGCACUUCGGCGAUGAUGCACCUGAACGCUCGGGUUUCCUGGACCGUUUACGCAAGCCCGGCAGCAUGUCAUCCUUCACGUCCAUGCUCGAACGGCGCAAGAACGGCUCGAACUCCCCUGGUUCUCUCUUCAAGCAUGCCUCCAGCAACGCCUCCAAAGCAUCCCUUGUCAGCCUUGAGUCUCAAGGCAGUUACCGCAACCCAUGGAACGACAGCGGCAUCAACCUGGCAGACGAAGAGCACAACGGCAACCACGUCUCCAACCACGCUCCCCACAACUCCAACCACAGCAACACCUGGCCGAUGCCAGGAUCCUCCCACUCCCAUCAAAGUAAAUUCUUCUUUGGCAAUCAUACUGCAACCAUGUCGGGGGAUAUAACCCCACGAUACGAUCCGCGCGGAUCCGUGGACAGCGGACGACCGAGCACUUCUCAUUCUGCUUCUGGAUACCCGGCCCCGAUUGGGCCUCCUCGUUAG
Coniosporium apollinis CBS 100218 is the source of this 3033-nucleotide messenger RNA. RefSeq lists its product as uncharacterized. Gene Ontology annotation, cellular component: nucleus; cytoplasm. Gene Ontology annotation, molecular function: mRNA binding. The coding region runs from base 1 to 3033 and encodes 1010 amino acids. Lineage: Eukaryota; Fungi; Ascomycota; Dothideomycetes. Gene Ontology annotation, biological process: nuclear division. The record is from RefSeq and is a predicted model, not a curated record. The transcript is spliced from 5 exons.